GCACAGUUCACAGUUGUUUUGUCUGUGGUUCACUGUGGUUACAGUAUUUUAAUUUAUAUUCGAUAUGAUCUGACUAUUAUAAUGUUUAAAACGCUUAAAAAUGAAACUCUUAAGGAAUAAAUUUUAAUUCUCAUAAAUAUAUGUAAUGUAUUUUGUAAAUAAAAACACCGGUGUGUUCCUUCUUGGACGUAAAAUAGUAGCUAUAAUAUCAAUGUGUUCUUUGUGUUAUUUAAAAUGACUCCAAUGAUUUAUACACUGUAUGGAUUUGCAAUAUUCUUCUUUGUAUUUUGGUGCGGAAUCUGGAUUCUUCAUUUGGUAGCAAUUUUGUACGGCAAGUACAAACUACACAACAAGGUUUCUCUUAUACCUGGAGAUGUACCCUAUCCAGGGGUAUCUAUUAUUAAACCUUUAAUGGGAGUUGAUCCUAAUUUAUUUUCUAAUUUAGAAACAUUUUUUACAAUGUCAUACCCAAAGUAUGAACUAUUAUUUUGUAUAGAAGAUGAUACAGAUCCUGCAAUUAUGUUGGUUAACAGCUUAAUGGAAAAGUAUCCUAGUAUUGAUACACGACUGUUUCUUGGUGGUUCAGAUGUGGGAGUCAACCCAAAAAUAAAUAACAUGAAUAAAGCAUAUGAAGCUGCUGCUUAUGACUUUAUUUUAGUUUCUGAUAGUGGUAUAAGAAUGAAAGAAGACACCUUAUUAGACAUGAUGAACUGUAUGAAAGAGAAUGUGGCUUUGGUGCAUCAAAUGCCUUUUACAUGCGAUAGAGAAGGGUUUGCAGCAACAUUAGAAAAAAUCUAUUUUGGAACUGCUUUAGCAAGGAAUUAUCUUUUUGCUGAUUUCCUUUGUAUAAAUUGUCACACUGGCAUGUCAACGCUUUUAAGGAAGUCUGUAUUAGAUGAAGUUGGUGGUAUGAAGGCAUUUGGCUGCUAUUUAGCUGAAGAUUUUUUCUUAGCAAAAACUUUCCUUGAUAAGGGAUGGAAAAUACGUAUUAGUAGUCAACCAGCUAUGCAAAAUUGUGGUGUCUGUGAAGUUAAUAAUUUUCAAGCCCGCCUCACAAGAUGGGCAAAAUUGAGAGUUGCCAUGUUACCUCUUAUAAUACUAUUAGAACCUUUAUCUGAAUGUAUGGUCAUUGGAGCCUCUGCAGCUUGGGCUGCUGGAUUUCUUUUCCAGUGGGAUUCAUUGGCUUUCUAUUUAGUACAUGUUCUAGUAUGGUUUAUUUGUGAUUGGAUACUAUUAUCCAUUGUGCAGAAUGGUCUGCUGCCCUUUAAUAAAUUCGAUUUUGUCAUCGGAUGGUUAUUUCGAGAAUGUUCUGGACCUUACCUGUUCCUUCACGCUCUUUUCGAUCCCGCAAUAAAGUGGAGAACGAGAGUAUAUAAAUUAUCUUGGGGCGGCGUUGCGCAAGAGGUUAAACCACGAAUUAAAUUUUAAAUUUAAUUACUGCAGUUGAUGAUUGUAUAGUUGUUUUCAGUUUUGCUUUCAAAACUACUAUAAAACUAUGGCAAAACCAAAGUUUUUACAUCUAAAGUGAGCAGCGUGCUUCUUUAAUGCUUUAAAUAACUCAGUAGAACCCCGUUAUAACGCCAGAUUAUUUAUUUUCUUUUUGCUUGCUUUAUGCAAAAAAAAAUUAGUGUAUUAUUUUGUAGAUACAUUUUUUAAACUUAAUAUUUUAUAUGCGCCUUAUUGUUUGUGUGUUUUAUGCACAAAUAGUAUUUUAAUUUAGUAAAAGCAAGAAAGACAUGCUAUUACAUAUCGUUUUAGUUUAUUCUUACUUCUACUUAAUUUAUAAUCGUGUGUGAUAAUACAUUUACUCAUUUUCUUACCAGCCAAGUAACUUCUUUAAAGUAAAAGUGAUAUAUUUAUUUGCCUUCUUUAUCUUUACUAUUUAUUUAACUAUAUUUUGAUAAUGUUGUAGUAGUGCACUAAAGACAGUUAUGUAUUUUCUUUUCAAUGCUUAAUCGACUUUUUUUUCUCAUUUAUAUUGAUAAUUUUUACAUUCCAUCCACUUAAUGUAACCGUGUGAUCUGUAAUUUUGUUUAUAUUUUCUUAUUGAAUCUGUAAAUAGUCAUAUGUGUAGAUUUAAUUAGAUUUAUUUAUAUAUAUUAAGUUUUCCGAGCACGAAUUUUAAUAAGUAGCUUUCGUAGCAAUUUAAAGAAAAUGCUUUUAUCAUUGGUUUAGAGAACAAUACUCUUUCGUGUGUCCUUUUGGAGCAUAGUAAUAUUUUCUAAACGUAUAGAUCUGAAACCAGUUACUCACUUAUUUUUAAUUUUUAUUAUGUUAAUAUUUCACACGAAUGCACAUGAUAUUUUUUUAUUGCUCAAGUACUUAAAACGACGAAUCUACGUGAAGAUCUGCUUUUCAAUACCUCGUUUCAUUUUAUUUAAUAUUUUGUUUUGUAUUUAUUUACAUAUUGUACUUACACCCCAGAUAAUAUUUUUGUAUGUCCACUUAUUUAUCUUUAAAUGAAUUUGUACUUGUUAUAGCGAGGUUCGACUGUAACCCACCAUUAAUAAUUAAUUUAUAUAUAUUUAUU
Molecule: messenger RNA, 2530 nt
Organism: Agrilus planipennis (emerald ash borer)
Lineage: Eukaryota; Metazoa; Arthropoda; Insecta; Coleoptera; Buprestidae
Product: ceramide glucosyltransferase
Exons: 6
Coding region: 235-1428 (397 amino acids)
Biological process (GO): glucosylceramide biosynthetic process
Cellular component (GO): membrane
Molecular function (GO): ceramide glucosyltransferase activity
Source: RefSeq, a predicted model, not a curated record